AUGGCUGAAUUCAACCCCUUCGACCAAAUUCUCGUGCUGAAGACGUCCCUCAAUACGGCCGAGGACACAGAUUUGACCGUGAGCCCGAUGAUGAUCGACGGCCUCUACAAGCAAGACAUUGGCACAUGCGCCAACUACAGCUCCCAAAUCGGUGCGAGUUUCAUGAUGCUACCGAUCGUCAUUUCCUUGACGCCUUCGAUGAGGCUUUUCAAGGCUUCCCUCUGUGUUCACGUUGCUGCUCUCGUUGUUAACACAGUCCGCAUGACGCUACUAGUACCAUUCUUUACAUCGCCCAACUGGGCCAACUUUUACACCCGCUUUGCAUCGGACUAUUCCCGCGUCACUGCAGCUGACUUCCAUCUGAGCAUCACGACGGAAGCGACUUCGCUGGUCUUGCAUAUGCUUAUCCAGGUGUCAUUGGGAAUACAGGCGUGGGCUCUUGUUAAGCUGUUGCCAAGGCCCUGGAAAGGGGGCGUUGUUGUGCUGUCUUGCUUCGUGUCAGCAUCUGCCAUAGGACUACGUCUCGGGCUCUGCAUCAUCCACAUCAAUGCCAUCCUUAUGCUGUCACCCGCACAUCUCAUAUGGGUGGCGCAAGGUAGCGGCGUUGUCGGAGCAAUCUCUAUUGCAUACUACUGCGCACUGUUCAACAUCAAGCUUCUCAUACACCUUGUAAAGAACCGGGGCAUUCUCCCAAGGCGGCAACGACUGAAUGCGAUGGAAGUACUAAUCAUUACGAACGGAAUUCUGAUGGUCAUACCUGGUUCGUGGACUCGUGCAACACUUUACUCGCAAAUUUUUGCUGAUCUGAUUUUGGUCCCCACGUAG
Molecule: messenger RNA, 825 nt
Organism: Colletotrichum godetiae
Lineage: Eukaryota; Fungi; Ascomycota; Sordariomycetes; Glomerellales; Glomerellaceae
Product: GPCR fungal pheromone mating factor
Exons: 1
Coding region: 1-825 (274 amino acids)
Biological process (GO): G protein-coupled receptor signaling pathway
Cellular component (GO): membrane; G protein-coupled receptor homodimeric complex
Molecular function (GO): mating-type factor pheromone receptor activity; pheromone binding
Source: RefSeq, a predicted model, not a curated record